Messenger RNA from Pararge aegeria (speckled wood butterfly), 817 nucleotides. RefSeq lists its product as uncharacterized. The record is from RefSeq and is a predicted model, not a curated record. Lineage: Eukaryota; Metazoa; Arthropoda; Insecta; Lepidoptera; Nymphalidae. The coding region runs from base 22 to 504 and encodes 160 amino acids. The transcript has 2 exons.
GUUAGUUGUCUACCGAUUCAAAUGGAUCUCAAACACCAGCUCCAAAUUGCUAAAAUGAAACUAAAAUAUUUACUAAUAAUGGAGAGAGCUAAGCAAGUAUAUUCUGGAGUGGGAUUUAAUAAACGAGGACUUCUAGACAGUGAAAAGAAAGUAAUUAUGAAAAAUGCAAGUAUUCAGGUACUUUUGCUGGAGGAAGAUGAUUGUCAAGUAUUUUUAGAGAGAGCUACUUUAGAAAAUAAAACAUGGUUCCAUACUUUGAAAAUAGAAAUACCUCCUUAUGAAUAUGUGACUUCGUUCCGUGGAAAUCCCCUUAUCUCAUUAGGAGGAUAUAGAUAUUCGAAAGUUAUAGAUAAAAGAAGAAAGAACGUCGUAAAACAUAAAUGGCGUUGCUCCAACCAGGGAUUCAUAAAAUGUGCAGCAUAUUUAUAUACGAUUGAAGACGAGGUGGUUUUAUUACGUGGAGACCAUAACCAUCCUCCUUCGAAGCAAAUCUGGAAAUCUUAGUCUUCUGUCUUUAUUUAAAUAUACAAAUUAAUAAGAAAACCAUUUAUUUUUUAUCUGUAGUGUAUUAACAAUCUCCGUGCAUGAUAUCUAUCUGUUGGCCUGUUGCUGCGUGAAAGAAAAAUAAUGAAACACAUUAUCGUAUUCAUCAGACACAUUUAUACAAAGAGAAACAAGAGAUAAAAUAUAAAUAAUAAAAACUUAGUUUAGGUGUGCAAAGGCGGUCUUAUCGCUGAUGUGAUCUCUUCCAGAUAACCUAUGGCGAAAGUAGAUGUUAUAAGUAACGGGUUGGUCCUGCAAUAAAAAUUCAACAAUC